AUGGCGUCAACUUUGAAUUUAGUCGCGAAAGUUGGCACUUCUGUAGGAAUCAUCGAGACCUGUCAAAUGACGACAGUGUACCACCCUCCAGACAGUGUUCACCAUCCUCCAGACAGUGUUCAUCACCCUCCAGACAGUGUUCACCACCCUCCAGACAGUGUUCACCACCCUCCAGACAGUGUUUACCACCCUCCAGACAGCGUUCACCACCCUCCAAACAGUGUUCACAACCUUCCAGCCAGUGUUCACAACCUUCCAGCCAGUGUUCGCAAACCCCCAGACAGUGUUCACCACCCUCUAGACAGUGUUCACCACCCUCCAGACAGUGUUUACAACACUCCAGACAGUGUUCACAACCUUCCAGCCAGUGUUCGCAAACAUCCAGACAGUGUUCACAACCCUCCAGCCAGUGUUCAAAACCCUCCAGACAGUGUUCACAACCCUCCAGCCAGUGUUCGCAAACCUCCAACCAGUGUUCACAACCUCCAAUUAGUGUUCGCAAACAUCCAGACAGUAUUCACAACUCUCCAGAAAGUGUUCACAGCCCUCAAGACAGUGUUCACAACCUUCUAG
This is a messenger RNA of Dreissena polymorpha, 573 nucleotides long. RefSeq lists its product as uncharacterized. The transcript is spliced from 2 exons. The record is from RefSeq and is a predicted model, not a curated record. Bases 1 to 573 code for a protein of 190 amino acids. Lineage: Eukaryota; Metazoa; Mollusca; Bivalvia; Myida; Dreissenidae.